This is a messenger RNA of Bubalus bubalis (water buffalo), 3584 nucleotides long. RefSeq names its product interleukin 9 receptor (gene IL9R). Gene Ontology annotation, biological process: immunoglobulin mediated immune response; cytokine-mediated signaling pathway. Gene Ontology annotation, molecular function: interleukin-9 receptor activity; interleukin-9 binding. The coding region runs from base 1477 to 3051 and encodes 524 amino acids. Gene Ontology annotation, cellular component: external side of plasma membrane; membrane. The transcript has 9 exons. The record is from RefSeq and is a predicted model, not a curated record. NCBI's taxonomy places the organism in Eukaryota, Metazoa, Chordata, Mammalia, Artiodactyla, Bovidae.
CACCGACUCAAUGCACAUGAGUUUGAGUAAGCUUCAGGAGUUGGUGAUGGACAGGGAGGCCUGGCGUGCUGCAGUCCAUGGGGUCACAAAGGGUUGGACACGAUUGAGCGACUGAACUGAACUGCGUGUUACAGGAGGUGGUGGGGUGCCAGGCUGUGGCAUCGGAACAUUUCUUGGGCAGAGGCAGUGGCCUUCACGCAUCUCAGUGUCUGUGACAUGCUCUCCCGUCUCUGUAGCCUGCAUGCUGUCCUGUGGGUCGUGUGCGGCUGGUGUGCGGUCUGUUGGUCUCAAGGGAGUGAGUUCUAGCCUGAGAGAGAAGGAAGCUCUCUUAAUAAGGAUACUAGGGCAGGGAUGGCACCAGUGAGUAUAAAAGUGUGUAAGGGGCCAAGAUGAUCAACAUUUAAAUGUUAGAAGUGUGAUCAUGUCCCUGGUCGUUCCUAAGGUGUGUCAUGGAUUUGAGCCUCUGAUGCCAUCUUGCCGUGGGUCCUGGUUUCUCCAGCUCCAGAGAGCUGCAGCUCUGGUGUCUCCAGAUCUCCCCUCAUCUGGGUUAAUGCACAGAACAGACAAACAGAAACACAUUUAUACGUAAACUCAGGCACAGGGACAUGCUAAAGUGCAACCUUAUUUGGCACCCCUGAGAACAUAACAGUCAAUAAGUUUAUGAAAAGAUGCUUAUCUUUACUGAUAACCAAGGAAGUGUAAGUUAAGGCAACAUUGAAACGUCUUUGCCUAUCAGAUUGGCAAAGAUUUAAAAGACUGCUGUCAAAUGCAUUUGGUGAGGACUGCAAGCACCCUUACAUGUCUGAUGGGAGCAGAAGUCCGUGUGUUUCUAGAGGGCUGCUUGGCAGCAUCUGUUGUGAGGUCUUAGGCCCGACAGUUUGCUCCAGAUUGUUUUUUUUUUUUUUUUUGUACAGAACUCAUCCUGGUGAUAAGAGAUCCAGGCCUGGAAUUACUCAUUUAAAAUGGCAUGUUUACACCAGAAACGAAUGCAGUGUUGUAUGUCUAUUAAAUUGAAAUAGCAGAUGUGGGCAACAGUGAAAUUGUCCACCAACAGGAUUAUUAAACCAUGAUCUGUACCACCAGUAAAGGCAUGAGGUAGCUUUUUAUGGGCUUCUCUGAAAAAUUUGAAAAGAAAAUUUUCAGAGAAAAUUCUUUUCUCUGAAAAGAAUUUGAAAAGAGCCGGAGCAACAAGGUGGCUGUUAAACGAGAGUUUGUUGGAGCAUAGACGUGGCCUGGAGGGCCUUGUGCCCGGCUUCCCACAGGGGCGUCUGGAGGUGGGGGCGGGGGCUCCUAUCUUUUAUUUCCUUCCUUAAGCGAGCCUGCAGCACUGUGAGGUUUGACUCUCUCUACCCACCCUGGCGCUCAGGGACUGCCUGAGCUGCAGCCUGGGAGACAGGCGUUGCUCUGAACCUGGUCCAUGUCUUCGCCUCCCGGCGCCAGUUCAGGGAGCAGCCCCGCUCACCCGCCAAUCGAUGGAUGGCCCCCAGGCCCACGUGUGGCAGCUUGCUGUCCCUGGGGGUGGAAGGUGGGGUUUAUGGUGGGUGCUGGUCCCCUCUCGCCCCUCUUAGGCCAGCUGCCGUGCUCUUGGGCUCGUGGUUUCAGAUGUGGGCGGCCUGUGUCAGCCUCCCGCGCGAGGCUCACGUCACUGGUCGGUGGUUAUCUCCUGAAUCAGGCAGAGGGACUUUGCUGCAAGCGCAGGGGCGGCUGGGUGACAAGCCACCUGCAGGUCUCGGGAGCAUCACGCCUGCCAUGGGUGCCGGCAGCUGCAUCUGGAGAGGUUGGACCUUGCAGAGCGAAGUUCUGAUGCGAGAGGCGGGCACCUGCUUCCUGCUCUGCGCCUGGCUCAGCCUGGGGGUCCCUGUCCUGGGAGACAGAGGAGGGCCGGGGCCUGGGGCUUUCACCUGCUACAAUAACAACAUCCUCAGGAUUGAGUGCCACUGGCCUGGCCCAGCGCCAGGCCAGGGGGCCGGCUCCUGGCUGCUCUUCACCAGCAACGUCGUGCCGGGCAGCAAGCACAAGUGUGUCUUCUGGGCCGGCAUGUGCACCGUGGAGCUGCCACCCGAGGAGGUCCUCGUGCCUGCUGACAACUUCACCAUCACAUUCCACCACCACAUCUCCGGGAAGGAGCAGGUCAGCCUGGUGGAUCCACAGUAUCUGCCCCGCAGACAUGUGAAGCUGGACCCCCCCUCGGACUUGCAGAGCAACGUCAGCUCUGAGCACUGUGUCCUGACCUGGAGCGUCAGUCCUGCCUUGGAGCCUCUGGCCAUGCUCCUCAGCUAUGAGCUGGCCUUCAAGAGGCAGGAGGAAGCCUGGGAGUGGGCUCGGCACAAGGAUCACAUCGUUGGGGUGACCUGGCUCAAACUUGAAGCCGCCGAGUUGGACCCUGGUUCUGCCUAUGAGGCCCGGCUGCGCGUCCAGAUGGCCGCCCUAGAGGGCGAGGUGGCGGAGGAGGAGCGAUACGAGGGUGUGUGGAGUGACUGGAGCCAGCCUGCCUGCUUUGCCGCUCCCCCCAGACGAGGUCGCCUGGUCCCUGCUCUGGGGCAGUCUGAUAGCACCCUGGUCGCUGUGUCCCUCUUCCUCCUGCUGAGCAGCCUGACCUACUUACUGUUCAAACUGUCGCCCAGGAUGAAGACAGCUUUGUACAAGGAUGUGCCGUCCCCAGGCCCAUUCUUCCAGCCUCUGUACAGCGUGCACAACGGGGACUUCCAGACCUGGAUAGGGGCCCCCGGAGCCAGCCCACAGGCUGGCCGGGACCAUGCCGGCCCCCCACGAGGAGCCCUCCUGGAAGCCCGUGUCCGGGAGGCUGUUGCUUUGCUGCACUGUGACCCAGCAGACGCCUGGCCGUCGGCGGGCCUGGAGGAGGAGGGCGGCCCUGGGCCCGGCCUCCCGGCAGGUGUGCUGCCGGCAGAACACGUGCAGUGGGGGGUGCCGCCGCCCGCCUACCUGCCGCAGGAGGACUGGGCCCCUGUGGGCCGCCCCCGGCUGGUGCCCCCCCAGUGCGAGGGCAGCAGCGGCGACUACUGCGCCCUGGACUGCUCUGCGGGGAGCUGACCUCCGCCUUCCCAGGAAGCACGUGGAGCUCUGAGCCCCCCACCCCCCACUAGUGGCAUUUUCUGUGACCGGUCGAGCCUGCAUUCCCAGCCGGGAGGUGCUGUGUGGGCAGGCCCGCGGUGCUGCAGCCUGUCCAUCUUGCGGCUCGUGGACCAGCAGCAGCCCUGCAGCUGACCUUUGACUGGCGCUGGACCUCCUGUGCAGGGCCACCCAUGUGGUGGUCAGGUGUCGGGUCUGGGUGGAGGCAGGCGGGCUCUCCCCCCAACCCCACCCCUGUGGGCCUGGGCCUCUGCCCUCAGCGUCCUGCCAUCCUGGCCCCCAUCCACCACUUCCCUCCCUGCUUCCGGGCUUAACCCCAGGCCGCUCGGAGAAGCGAGGUGUCGGCCCCACAGCCUGUUCUGCCCUCCGCCCCUUGCGAGGCCAGUCUGGGCCCCGUGGACACAGGUGAGACGCAGCGAUGAGGCUGAGGGUCCGCUUUCUGUGCCUCCCUGGGCUUCCUCCCCGACUGAGAUUAAAAGGGAUGGAUGGCCGUU